This is a messenger RNA of Chrysoperla carnea, 1921 nucleotides long. RefSeq names its product zinc finger protein GLI2-like. Gene Ontology annotation, biological process: regulation of transcription by RNA polymerase II; smoothened signaling pathway. The record is from RefSeq and is a predicted model, not a curated record. Gene Ontology annotation, molecular function: RNA polymerase II cis-regulatory region sequence-specific DNA binding; DNA-binding transcription factor activity, RNA polymerase II-specific. Gene Ontology annotation, cellular component: nucleus. The transcript has 3 exons. Bases 118 to 1290 code for a protein of 390 amino acids. Lineage: Eukaryota; Metazoa; Arthropoda; Insecta; Neuroptera; Chrysopidae.
AAUAAGCUUUUUGGACGAAAGUCUGUCUUCUACUGCUCUCGCAAAUUUUUUUUUGCAAACAAUUUUUAUUGUUGUUUUUCUAUUUUGAUUGUGAAAAGUGAAUUCUAUUGUGUUAAAAUGGUUUCAAUUCAUCAAUCGAAUGAUUUAAUCCAUGGAUUUAAUCCUUUCCAGUAUUCGUAUGCACCGCAUUUAUGGACUGCGAAUUACCAUCCGUACUAUUGGAACAAGUACGCUUAUUAUGGAACAUCCGAUCAAUUUGAGGAUACUAAACUAAUGGCGCAAACAUCCGCUUCGUUUGAUACUCAGUCGGAUAGCGACGGAUCUGUGUCAUCAAGACGAUCAAGUUAUGAGUCAAUCACUACCAUUGAUAUUGGGUUAAUUCAAAAGAAGAGUGUUAACGAUGUAAAAUGUUGUUGGAAAAAUUGUGGCUUGUGGUUUCCAACCCUUGAUAAAUUAGCCAAUCAUAUAACGAAAAGUCAUGCGGCAAGUGGACCUGGAGGAUUAUUCUUUUGCGGUUGGGAGGGGUGUGUACGAAACAUGCGAGGUUUUAAUGCUAGGUACAAGAUGUUGGUGCAUGUACGGACCCAUACGAAUGAGAAACCACAUCAGUGUACUGUAUGUGAAAAAUCAUUUUCUCGAGCGGAAAACUUGAAAAUUCAUUUUCGUUCGCAUAGUGGAGAAAAGCCGUAUGUUUGUCCUGUGCCUGGUUGUAACAAGGCGUAUUCGAAUUCAAGUGAUCGUUUUAAGCAUACGCGCACACAUCAAGUAGAUAAGCCGUAUAUGUGUAAGGUACCUGGAUGUUUAAAACGCUACACUGAUCCAUCAAGUUUACGGAAACAUGUGAAAACUUAUCGUCAUUUCGUGACCGUUGCUGUUGAUCCCAAUAUGGCUAUUGUACAAACUAAAGAGGAAGUUGGAAGCGUCAUGAUGUUUGAAAAGGAAAUGGAUGAUGAGAUUCCAACACCAAUGACGGCAAUUCCUGUAAUGACUGAAACUGAAUACAAUGAUGAUUUCCCACCGAAAAACGAUGAAAACAUAAAGAAAGAAUUUAAAACGAAAAAUAACGCUCAAUGUAACUGCCGCCAUACUUGCAAUUUAGCUAAAAACAAUUCAAGCGAAAAGCAUUUUAUUAGUACAUUGUUAAGUUUGAAUGAUGCUUCUGAAGUAAAAUCAUGGGACCGAUUUUGGGUGCCAACCAUUACCCAAAAAGAUAAUGGCCAUCAAGUAUUUUAUACAAAUCCAAUUAUGGAUUUAGAUAUGCCAUUAGACUUAAGUAUAAGUAGAGAUUAAGGUUUCUUUAGAUUUUUAAGCUUUUUAUUGUUUUUCUUUUGUUAUUCAAACAAACUUUGUAAAGUUUGGGAGAUAAAUAAUUUCAUAUUUUAUUAAUCCAAUUAUGGAUUUAGAUAUGCCAUUUACAUACAAAGUGGUCAAAGUGUCACGAGUUAUUUGAUUGUUUACAUCGAACUAAUUCUAGAGCAGUUUAAAAUAUUUUUGGAUGGUUAAAUACUGAUUUUUAAGUUCAGACAUCUACACCUAAAUUUUCAGGCCGCUAUAGAAUUAACUCGAAAUUUAAGUAUAUUUAAACACCACGUGGAUGUAUUAUACAUAUUUGUCAAACUAAAAAUAGUUUUACUGAUUUUUGUGUCGACUUUGAUAUACGAGCAUGCUCUCUGUGAGUGGUAUAUGACUUUUGCAUCACUUUGUAUAAAAUAGAGAUUAAGUUGUAGAUUUUUAAGCUUUUUGUUGUUUUGUUAUUCAAAUAAAACUUUGUGUAGUUUGAAAGAUAAUAAUUAAUUUCAUGUUUGUUUGUGAUAUGCUGUUGUUUCUAGACGGUCGGGGGAAAGGGGGCAAUGAAAUUAUGUUUUAUCUAUGUAUUUUUGAAUUAAUUAGAUAAAUAAUAAUAAUCAAUUUUAUAAUUAAA